Messenger RNA from Nannizzia gypsea CBS 118893, 2493 nucleotides. Its product is annotated as vacuolar protein sorting-associated protein. The record is from RefSeq and is a predicted model, not a curated record. Gene Ontology annotation, molecular function: actin binding. Gene Ontology annotation, cellular component: endosome; lysosomal membrane; cytoplasm. Bases 1 to 2493 code for a protein of 830 amino acids. The transcript is spliced from 7 exons. NCBI's taxonomy places the organism in Eukaryota, Fungi, Ascomycota, Eurotiomycetes, Onygenales, Arthrodermataceae. Gene Ontology annotation, biological process: endosomal transport; vacuole fusion, non-autophagic; intracellular protein transport.
AUGACACCACCGAACCCCCUUGCUGACUGGGAAAGAGUUGGAGACCAGUUUUAUAGAAAGUCUCGGAUCUAUGAUGCCGUGUUUGAUGAGGAUAUUGAGCUAGAGAAUUAUAUUGCCGUGGGUGCUCCAUACGGCGGCGCUAUAGCUCUCCACAGGGACGAACGAAGGCUGCAACGAUACAGGGAUGCUCAGACAUCAAAAUCAAGUAUUGACAUUUAUUCCUGCUCAGGGCAACGUAUUUGUCGGAUAAAUUGGGAUCAUGGGUCCAUUCGUGGUUUGGGAUGGUCCGACGACGAGAGAUUGUUGGCUGUCACUGAAGAUGGUACUGUUCGUUGCUACUAUGGCCUCAGUGGAGACUUUACACCAUUCUCGCUAGGAUCCGUAGCCGAGGAAUAUGGUGUAGUUGGGUGCCGAUUUUGGACUACGGGAUUUGUUGCGUUGUUGUCAAAUAACCAACUCGUUGCAGUAUCUCACUAUGACGAACCACGCCCGAAGUUACUAGCGCAAUCUCCAGAAGGCGAGAUUAACUCAUGGUCGUUGAUACCCCCUACCUAUACCCUUUCCCGGUCAGUUGAAGUCCUACUUGCAAUAGACAAGACUAUCUACGUUGUGGAUGCAGCCGACUCUGAGGACCGCAUGCUACAGAAUGGACCCUUCAAACAUGUUAGCGUAUCACCAAAUGGGCUUUUUGUGGCCCUGUUCACUGGGGAUGGAAAGUUGUGGGUUGUUAGUAGUGAUUUCCAGAACAAGUUCAGUGAAUACGACUCACACGCCAGAACUCCCCCCGGCUCCGUGACUUGGUGUGGGAACGAUGCGGUUGUCCUUGCUUGGGAAGACGAAGUCCAUAUGGUUGGACCAAACGGUGCUGCGGUGAAGCAUUUUUAUGAUGGCCAAGUCCACAUAAUUCCAGAUAUUGAUGGGAUUAGAAUUUUAACAAACGAUGUGUGCGAGUUUCUGCAUAAAGUUCCUGAUGCCACCGAGGAAGUUUUCCGGCUCGGGUCGAGUGCGCCAGCUUCCGUUUUGCUUGACUCUGUUGAGCAGCUUGAAAGGAAAUCAUCUGCCGCGGACGAGAAUAUUCAGAGAAUACGUACCAGUUUAGUCGAGGCUGUAGAUACAUGCGUACGGGCUGCCGGGUACGAAUUCAACGCUUAUUGGCAAAAGCAGUUGCUCAAGGCAGCAUCCUUUGGGAAAUCCAUCCUAGAACUUUACAACAGCGAUGAGUUUGUUGAUAUGUGUGAAAAGCUCCGUGUCUUAAACGCUGUCCGGGACUAUAAAAUUGGCCUACCAAUCUCGUACGAACAGUACAUGCGGCUUACGCCAGAGAAGCUCAUUGAACGCCUGAUAAAUCGCCGGGAAUACCUUCUCGCCAUACGUGUUUCUGAGUAUCUACACCUUCCUGCCGACAGGAUCUUCGUUCACUGGGCAAUUCAGAAAGUCAGGUCGUCCACAGAAGACGAUGAUUCAAUUUGCCAGAUAGUUGUACAGAGACUUCAGGGAAAACAAGGAAUAUCCUUUGAAUCCAUAGCACGAUCAGCUCACGAGGAAGGCAGAUCACAUUUAGCAACACAGCUACUAAACCACGAGCCACGCGCUGGGAAACAAGUCCCAUUACUUCUCAGCAUGGAAGAAGACACUCUCGCACUCGAUAAGGCAACCGAGAGCGGAGACACAGACCUCAUCCUAUUUGUCCUUCUUCAGCUUAAACGCAAACUUCCCCUAGCUACCUUUUUCCGGACAUUGAAUAACCGACCCGUGGCUUCGGCUUUAGUUGAGGCAUCCGCGAGGUAUCAAGAUGAAGAGCUAUUAAAGGAUCUAUAUUACCAGGAUGAUAGGGUGAUAGAUGGCUCAAACAUCCAUCUUCGGGAUGCCUUGAAACAGACGGAUCUACACAAUAAAACUGACAAACUGCGUGUUGCCGCAAGGUUGCUGUCAGAUUCCAAAGAUACGGCUAUUCAGGCACAACUCAAAUCGCUAAAUGAUGCAGCAUAUCUCCUGAAAAUGCAGGACGGGCUAGAUAAAGACCUUGCAGACAAUAAUGAUUUGUUCACGGGUUUGAGUGUCAAUGAAACCAUCUACAGACUAAUUCGUUCUGGAUAUGGAAAACGAGCCAUUAAAAUCCAAAAUGAUUUUAAGGUGCCGGAAAAGACCUAUUGGUGGUUGCGCUUGAGAGGUCUCGUUGCGAAAAGAGAUUGGGGUGAACUUGAGGACCUGAGCAAGAACAGGAAGUCCCCAAUAGGUUGGGAGCCCUUCUACAACGAAAUUCUAGGGGCAGGAAACACAAAGCUUGCAUCCGUGUUCAUCCCCAAAUGUGCAUCGUUGACGGUGUCUGAGCGGAUCGAGAUGUGGAUGAAGUGCGGAAUGGUGACUAGGGCCGGUGAAGAGGCUUUGAAGGCAAAGGACCUGAAGGCUCUUGAGAGCCUUCGAACUCGCAUUUCCGGCAAUUCGGUGCUAGAAAUUGAUCGCAUGAUCAACCAAUUGAGGCCAAAGAGGUGA